Messenger RNA from Aspergillus bombycis, 741 nucleotides. RefSeq lists its product as uncharacterized. Lineage: Eukaryota; Fungi; Ascomycota; Eurotiomycetes; Eurotiales; Aspergillaceae. Bases 1 to 741 code for a protein of 246 amino acids. Gene Ontology annotation, biological process: regulation of transcription by RNA polymerase II. The transcript is spliced from 2 exons. The record is from RefSeq and is a predicted model, not a curated record. Gene Ontology annotation, cellular component: nucleus. Gene Ontology annotation, molecular function: DNA-binding transcription factor activity, RNA polymerase II-specific; RNA polymerase II cis-regulatory region sequence-specific DNA binding.
AUGUCCACUGGCCAAAAGUCAUCACUUCCUCGGUCCACAAGCACUUUAUCAACCUCUAGCCCUAACCCAGAUCCUGUCAGCCUAUUCCUUAGGGACAGUAAUAUCGACCUGUUGCCGGAAGACUCUGAGAAAGGGCUCUGGUCAUAUCAAGAAUGGCCCGAGUCACAUACCGUACCCUACAGCCCUUCCAUGCAAUCCCACGUUACAUUGGAUGACUUGUCUAUGACCCCUUGUACCGCAAUGGAAUGUGAAGUGGAGUUUGACUUCAAUGCUUUCAUUGACGUUGACCUGGGAUUCAGCCAGUCAGCCCUGGACUCAGACGUUUAUCCCGAAUUCCAGGCCCAGGAUAUAGUCCUUGAGAAUUUCAGCUGGGUUCGUCAAGGAAAUAUCCCCUCUCCUGGUUUCGGGGAUCACCAGGAUGAUUUCAAUUCUAAUUGCCUCCCGAAUGACCCGUUCAUUUCAAUGAGCUCCGCCACGGACGAUAUCCUUGGAACUGAGAUCUAUGCCAUCAAUGCUAUGGGCAGAAGCAGCAGAAAGGCCCGUCGUAAUCUUAGAUGCGAAUGGGAAGGGUGCAAGAACAGCAGGCAGUUUAACCGUCCCGCAGAAUUGAGAAGGCAUGUUAGAACCAUUCAUGUUUUCCCGAAAGCCUAUGAAUGCACUUACGCUGGUUGUCGCCAGCUUUUCAAUAGGAAGGAUAACUUGAAGGAACACAUGAUCAAAAGACAUAAGAUGCCUUUUUGA